Galleria mellonella (greater wax moth) is the source of this 1599-nucleotide messenger RNA. Its product is annotated as probable methylthioribulose-1-phosphate dehydratase. Gene Ontology annotation, cellular component: cytoplasm. The record is from RefSeq and is a predicted model, not a curated record. Bases 226 to 906 code for a protein of 226 amino acids. NCBI's taxonomy places the organism in Eukaryota, Metazoa, Arthropoda, Insecta, Lepidoptera, Pyralidae. The transcript is spliced from 6 exons. Gene Ontology annotation, molecular function: methylthioribulose 1-phosphate dehydratase activity; metal ion binding.
AUUCCAUUGAGUCUUAUAGGUAUAGUUCAUUCAAAUUUACUUAGUCUUAUACCGAUUUUAUUAUUAACCGUCUUCUUAAAUUUACUGAAUAUUAUCUGUAACUAUCACAUAGUGGUAGUUACGUCAAUAAUUUCAUCUCUUAUUCGUUUAUGGUUGAUAAAACAUUUAUAAUUUACUUACUGAUAACGAAAUUUGCGUUUCAUCUUUUGCUAAAUUCAUAAAACUAUGACGGAAUUCGGUGCAGAACAUCCAAGGAAUUUGAUUCCAGAACUAUGCAAACAGUUUUAUCAUUUGGGAUGGGUUACUGGAACCGGUGGCGGUAUUUCAAUUAAGGAAGGUGACAAAAUCUACAUAGCGCCAUCUGGAGUACAAAAGGAGUGUAUGAAAUAUGAUGACUUGUUUGUUCAGACUAUCGACGAUGUUGAUUUGGAGCUGCCACCAGCUGAGAAAAAACUGAAAAAGAGUCAAUGCACACCACUGUUUAUGCUGGCGUACCGAGAGCGCGGCGCCGGCGCAGUCAUACACACACACUCACCCCAUGCAGUCCGUUGCACGCUACUGUACGACAAAGAGUUCACCAUCACACAUCAGGAGAUGAUUAAAGGUAUCAAAGACGCGAAGUUGGGUCGUUAUCUACGGUACGAUGAGAAACUCGUGGUUCCUAUAAUAGAAAAUACUCCGUUUGAGAAGGACCUCGCUGGUAGCUUGGCUGAGGCACUGCACAAGUAUCCUGGAACGAGUGCUGUCCUGGUCAGAAGACACGGAGUUUAUGUAUGGGGAGACACAUGGCAGCAAGCUAAGACUAUGACCGAAUGCUAUGAUUACCUAUUUGAAAUGGCGGUAGAGAUGAAGAGGCUCGGAUUAGAUCCUUCUUUUAAUCCAGAAAUCGAAAAUGGAAAACAAUAACCCAAGUGUUUAUAAAAAAAAAAAGAUUUGGACAUAGACUAUUGACCUGAUUAAUGACCACUUGUGAAAUGUAAUUAUCUCAGAUAAAUGAAUUCUCAAGAGUUUGUACAGUAAUUUUAUUUGAGUGUUAACAACGUUUUGAAUUUUAUAUAAAAGUACAAACUGACUCGGUAAACGUUGUUUUUAGAAUACAUUAUUUCUAGAACUAAACAUGAAAAUAUAUAUAUAUAUAUAUAUAUAUAUAUAUAUAUAUAUAUAUAUAUAUAUAUAUACCUACAAUAUGCACACAAAAAAUAAAAAUCGGUAAAGCCGUUAUGCACACAAGUUUGAUAACAAAACACCCUGACACAAGAAUUUUAUAUAUUAGAUUUGGAAUUUUGAGUUUCUGAAAUGAGAAGCGCAGCUAAACGUAAACACAAGUUCUGCAAUAAUGUAAAUCUUUCUACGUCUUACACCAGUAAUAUGUUUUUGAAAUUAUUGACUAUAUGAAGCGUUUUGCUAUUUUUUCUUAUAUAUAAACUGCGAUACUGUAUAUAAUUUAUAUUAUUCCUGUGCCAAUUAUGUUAUUAACACUAAAAAAUUGUAAUGUUUCAAAAUAACUAUGUCAAAUAACUCCAGAGUUAACUUUGUUAUCUUUAUAUUUAAUAAGAAUUGUUAUGUAUAUAUAUAUUUUUCUAAAUAAAACAAAUUUAA